AUGUUUAGAAUAUAUUUUUUUUAUAAAAGUGAUAGCGACAGGGAUAAAGGUGACGGAGACGGGGAUAAAGGUGAUGGGGACAGGGAUAAAGGUGAUGGGGUGAGGGAUAAAGGUGAUAGCGACAGGGAUAAAGGUGAUGGGAAGAGGGAUAAAGGUGAUAGGGAGAGGGAUAAAGGUGAUAGGGAGAGGGAUAAAGGUGAUGGGAAGAGGGAUAAAGGUGAUGGGAAGAGGGAUAAAGGUGAUAGGGAGAGGGAUAAAGGUGAUAGCGACAGGGAUAAAGGUGAUGGGAAGAGGGAUAAAGGUGAUGGGGACAGGGAUAAAGGUGAUAGGGAGAGGAUAAAGGUGAUGGGGACAGGGAUAAAGGUGAUAGGGAGAGGGAUAAAGGUGAUGGGGGAGAGGGAUAAAGGUGAUAGGGACAGGGAUAAAGGUGAUAGGGAGAGGGAUAAAGGUGAUGGGGUGAGGGAUAAAGGUGAUAGGGAGAGGGAUAAAGGUGAUAGCGACAGGGAUAAAGGUGAACGGAAGAGGGAUAAAGGUGAUAGCGACAGGGAUAAAGGUGAUAGGGAGAGGGAUGAAGGUGAUGGGGACAGGGAUAAAGGUGAUAGGGAGUUGGAUAAAGGUGAUGGGAAGAGGGAUAAAGGUGAUGGGAAGAGGGAUAAAGGUGAUAGGGAGAAAGAUAAAGGUGAUGGGGAGAGGGAUAAAGGUGAUAGAGAUAAGGAUCAAGGUGAUGGGGAGAAGGAUAGAGGUGAUGGGAAGAGGGAUAAAGGUAAUAGGAAGAGGGAUAAAGGUGAUGGGGAGUUGGAUAAAGGUGAUGGGGACAGGUAUACAGGUGAUGGGGAGAGGGAUAACGGUUAUGGUGAGUUGGAUAAAGGUGAUGUGGAGAGGGAUAAAGGUGAUGGGAAGAGGGAUAAAGGUGAUAGGGAGAAAGAUAAAGGUGAUGGGGAGAGGGAUAAAGGUGAUAGAGAUAAGGAUCAAGGUGAUAGGAAGAGGGAUAAAGGUGAUGGGGAGUUGGAUAAAGGUGAUGGGGACAGGUAUACAGGUGAUGGGGAGAGGGAUAACGGUUAUGGUGAGUUGGAUAAAGGUGAUGGGAAGAGGGAUAAAGGUGAUAGGAAGAGGGAUAAAGGUGAUAGGAAGAGGGAUAAAGGUGAUAGAGACAGGGAUAAAGGUGAUGGGGAGAGGGAUAAAGGUGAUGGGGACAGCGACAGGGAUAAAGGUGAUGGGAAGAGGGAUAAAGGUGAUAGCGACAGGGAUAAAGGUGAUGGGAAGAGGGAUAAAGGUGAUGGGGAGAGGGAUAAAGGUGAUAGAGAUAAGGAUAAAGGUGAUGGGGAGAGGGAUAAAGGUGAUAGAGAUAAGGAUAAAGGUGAUGGGGAGAAGGAUAAAGGUGAUAGAGAUAAGGAUAAAGGUGAUGGGGAGAAGGAUAAAGGUGAUGGGGACAGGGAUAAAGGUGAUGGGGAGAAGGAUAAAGGUGAUGGGGAGAGGGAUAAAGGUGAUGGGGAGAGGGAUAAAGGUGAUAGAGAUAAGGAUAAAGGUGAUGGGGAGAAGGAUAAAGGUGAUAGAGAUAAGGAUAAAGGUGAUGGGGAGAAGGAUAAAGGUGAUGGGGACAGGGAUAAAGGUGAUGGGGAGAAGGAUAAAGGUGAUGGGGAGAAGGAUAAAGGUGAUAGAGAUAAGGAUAAAGGUGAUGGGGAGAAGGAUAGAGGUGAUGGGGACAGGUAUAAAGGUGAUGGGGAGAAGGAUAAAGGUGAUGGGGAGAAGGAUAAAGGUGAUGGGGAGUUGGAUAAAGGUGAUAGAGAUAAGGAUAAAGGUGAUGGGGAGAGGGAUAGAGGUGAUAGAGAUAAGGAUAAAGGUGACGGGGAGAAGGAUAAAGGUGAUGUGGAGAAAGAUAAAGGUGAUGGGGAGUUGGAUAAAGGUGAUAGAGAUAAGGAUAAAGGUGAUGGGGAGAAGGAUAGAGGUGAUGGGGACAGGGAUAAAGGUGAUGGGGAGAAGGAUAAAGGUGAUGGGGAGAGGGAUAAAGGUGAUGUGGAGAAAGAUAAAGGUGAUGGGGAGUUGGAUAAAGGUGAUAGAGAUAAGGAUAAAGGUGAUGGGGAGAAGGAUAAAGGUGAUAGAGAUAAGGGUAAAGGUGACGGGGAGAAGGAUAAAGGUGAUAGAGAUAAGGGUAAAGGUGACGGGGAGAAGGAUAAAGGUGAUGUGGAGAAGGAUAAAGGUGAUGGGGAGUUGGAUAAAGGUGAUAGAGAUAAAUAUAAAGGUGAUGGGGAGAAGGAUAAAGGAUAA
Haliotis rufescens (red abalone) is the source of this 2265-nucleotide messenger RNA. Its product is annotated as protein PIF-like. The record is from RefSeq and is a predicted model, not a curated record. The transcript has 4 exons. Bases 1 to 2265 code for a protein of 754 amino acids. Lineage: Eukaryota; Metazoa; Mollusca; Gastropoda; Lepetellida; Haliotidae.